Messenger RNA from Physcomitrium patens, 4133 nucleotides. Its product is annotated as serine/threonine-protein kinase CTR1. Gene Ontology annotation, biological process: regulation of DNA-templated transcription; protein phosphorylation. NCBI's taxonomy places the organism in Eukaryota, Viridiplantae, Streptophyta, Bryopsida, Funariales, Funariaceae. Gene Ontology annotation, molecular function: protein serine/threonine kinase activity; ATP binding. The record is from RefSeq and is a predicted model, not a curated record.
GCACAGAAGGCCAUUUCGCACCCUUCUCCUUCUCCUUUCUUCCUUUUGUCUUCUUCCUACUUCUUCUACCUUUGGUGUUGGUGUUGUUGUUAUGGUUGAUGCUGUAGCUCCAGGUCACACCCAGAUUUGCACGCACAUCGCGACGCUGACGGUAUGAGAUACAAAACCUGCGAGACGCGCGUUGUUGUGGAUGCAUGUGGGUCGUGGGGUUCGGUGGACAGUGGACGUAGCGUCGCGAGGACUGGGCUGGGUUUUGGAAAGAUUUCGUGGGAUUGGGGGCGUUUUUCGGGUUGAGGCAGGGCGCGGGGCGCUGGAGCGGGAGGAGGAGUAGACGCGGAGCGGGAUCACCGGAUGAGUAGCGGGGACGAUGAUGCGCGCGUGAGGGAGUUGAGACGGGGUCAUUCGGCGCAGAGUUCGCGGGAGCGAUUUCAUCAGGAGCAGGGGCAGGUGCUGCAGCAGCCGCCGCCGCAGCAGCGCCGUAGUGUGUUAGCCAUGCCUUUAGCGCAAUACUCCCGCCCGUCUUCCUUUAGUGGGAGUGGUGGUGGUGGAAGUGGUCCUUCGGGAUCCUUAUUUGGGAGGGCUGGGAGCACGAAGCAGCAGAGUACGGUGCAGAAUCCCAGCCAGCCAUGUGUCUCCAUCGAUCUUCGCGGGAAUAUUACUAGCUGGAACCGAGCCGCAGAGCAGUUGUAUCAAUUCAAGGAGGGGGAGGUUAUGGGUAGAAAUUUGGUGGAUUUAAUAGUCCCUCCGAACGCGAAGACAGCUGCCUUAGAUACAAUUAUGCGUGUGGGACAAGGGGAAGUGUGGAUAGGUCAAUUCUCAUGUGUUCGCAGAGAUAAUGCGAUUUUGAACACGGUGGUGACACAGAAGCCUAUCCUGGACGACGACCAAAAAAUCAGUGGAAUUUCAGUUUGUACAGAGCCAUAUAGUAUGCCUGAACUUAUGGCCCGGAACUAUUUUGAUGAAGGAACUGGGAAGAUAACGGACGAAAAUAAUGUUGGGGACGCAGUUCACUUACCAAAUAAGAGUGCUUUACAUCAUCCCAGCGAUGGUGACGCACCUGGGAAGAACCUUCUGAAAUUGGGGCGUAGUUCGGUGGAACAACUCUUGCGGAAACUACACAUUGGCGCCGGAAUGAGGCGGGAGGAAGAGGACGCAGGUCCUAGAUGGCCUCCUGAAAGGCAAAAUUCGUGGGAGUCCGAAGAUCCUAAUGAUUUUCUUCAGGAGCGAGAACGUAUGUCGCAUGGUUCUGUUGCGGGUAGGAUGCACAACGAUUUAUAUAGAACCGGUGAUUUAAGUAACGUCGACGGUUUUGCACUACCUCUAGUUGCGGUCGGUCAUGGUGGGGGACCUUACAUUAUGGGAGGUGAGGGGGAACACGAGGAAUUCGGAGGUUUUCAGGUGCUUUCUCGGACAUCCAGUGGAAGUGCAGCAAAUUCUGUAUCAGGGAGCCCUAACAUCGCUUCCGUACAGGGAAGCUCGGCCGAAAGCACCGCAUGGAAUGCAUGGAUUGGGCCUUCAGGAGGAGUGAAUUUUCAGCAAGCUGAGGAGGAUUUCCAGCUUCAGUUGGCCCUAGCAUUGCGAGUUGCAGCGGAGGCCGCUGCAGUUGAUGACCCAGACUUAUCUGCAAACAAAAGGGGUCCAUUGGGGAGCGCGCGGCUAGUGCCAGGUGUUAGCCGUGUAGAAUCCACAGCUUACCGGUAUUGGGUUAGCAACUGCUUAGGUUAUGAAGAUCGUAUCGAGGAUGGCUUUUAUGAGAUUUGGGGCAUGAGCCCCUACGUAUGGUCCAUGUGCACAGAUUCCAAUGAACUUGGGCGCAUGCCUCCAUUGGAGUCGCUUAGGAGUGUCAACCCUGCAGAGGCAGAGUUCGAGGUUGUCCUCGUAGACAGAAAUGGAGAUCCACACCUUCGGGAGCUUGAGGACAAGGCUGUGUCACUUGCAUAUGAAUCCCAAGAAGUUCUGGAUCUAGCAGCCAAGUUGGCUCAGAUGGUGGCAAUUCAAAUGGGUGGUUCUGCAGUUUCGGAUGAGGCUUUAGCUGAGACAUGGCGAACUAAUACCUCCAAAAUGACCCUACUGCUUGGAAGUCUAGUGCUUCCCAUUGGAAUGCUGAAAUGUGGCUUGGGGAGACAUAGAGCACUGCUGUUCAAGGUGAUGGCAGAUAGUGUCGGACUGCCAUGUCGUCUGGUUCGUGGAUCUUCGUACUGUGGCAAAGAGGACGAUGCAAUGGUGGUUGUUAAAUGUGGAGAUGAUAGGGAAUGGAUGGUCGAUCUUCUAGUCAAGCCUGGGCAGAUACUGGCUCCUGACUCACGACUAGCUGCUCCACCUGCCGUCAUUGCUUCACCCUUGCAGUUUGAGAGGCAAGGUCCUUUUGGUGGGAGCAGUGUUUCAGUACUUCAUUACUCACGUUCUGAAGUGGGAAAUAAAGAAGCAGGAAGUGGGCUAAAAGUUGGAGGUGCUUCUGAUGCAACCUUGAGUGUGCCCAGCACCACAGCUGUGCCUACAGUUCCUAUUAAGAUUGACAUCGAUCAGGGUUCCCUGAGUUCCCCACGUGGACCUUCUCAGAACAUGGGUCCGAGGAGAGGAGGCAUUCCUUCACCUAGAGGAAACGUUGCUCCUCAACCUUUCGAUUUUACUCCCUUACAAUUCGACCAACGGACUAGUGUAGCACAGAUAGCUAGAGAACGAGAAAUGGAAAAGGAGAACAGCUCACCAAUGGAAAAUCAUCUUAGAGGUGGCCAGUACGAUGGCUCUCAAAGUUCACAGCCUAGUCAGAACCAAGAUGCAGGACGGACAAGGCAUUCUGAGGUGGGUUCUGGACAGUCCGAUGAUGUCGCUGGGCGUGUCCAUCCACCAGAAAGGGGAGCUUCAAGUAGUCAGGAAGAGGAAUCAUCAAGCAAGUACUCCAGAGACAGAUUGGUUGAAAAUGCAAUAGAAUUUGCGAGGGAGUUUGAGAUUCCAUGGGAGGACCUCAUAAUCGGUGAACGUAUAGGACAAGGUUCUUAUGGUAAAGUGUAUCGGGCUGAUUGGCAAGGCUCGGAUGUCGCUGUGAAGGUUUUCCUAGAUCAGGACUUAAAGGUGGAGGCAUUGGAAGAGUUCAAGAGAGAGGUGGCCAUCAUGAGGCGACUGAGGCAUCCUAACGUUGUUCUCUUUAUGGGAGCAGUCACAGUACCUCCCAAUUUAUCGAUCAUCACAGAAUUUUGUCCAAGAGGGAGUCUGUACAGGCUGCUACAUAGACCCAAUCGAGAGCUUGAUGAGCGUCGACGUCUUCGCAUGGCCUUGGAUGUGGUCAAAGGAAUGAACUAUCUACAUCGUUCCUCACCACCAAUUGUACAUAGGGACCUCAAAUCACCCAAUCUAUUGGUUGAUAAGAAUUGGACUGUGAAGGUUUGUGAUUUCGGACUGUCUCGGUUGAAGCACAAUACAUUUUUAACAUCAAAGUCAAGCGCUGGAACGCCGGAGUGGAUGGCACCAGAAGUGCUUCGAAAUGAGCUCUCGGAUGAAAAGUCGGAUGUGUACAGUUUUGGGGUCAUCCUAUGGGAACUUGCUACCCUCCAGCAACCUUGGGCAGGAAUGAAUCCUAUUCAGGUUGUGGGAGCUGUUGGAUUUCAGCACAGAAGGCUUCCAAUACCCGAGAGCAUUGAUUCAAAUGUCUCCAAUAUCAUCAAAGCAUGCUGGCGCAUGGAUCCAAGAUCGAGGCCCACUUUCUCGGACAUUAUGCAGGAAUUAAAGCCUUUGACACGACCUGCGAUGUCUCAGCUGGGUGGCACGCCAAAAUCUGGACUGAGUGAUCGAGACCUAUAAGCAGUUGUAAAUGGCACAAAACAUGGGUUAUUGUGGACAUUUUGCCGAGUCAAGUGUAUAGACUGAAGCUUCAAUCCCAUCUUAAGAGUAGUCUGUGUAUAGGAUGUAAGAGUCCUAUACAGAGCGUAGCAAUACAGGGUGGUUAUCUUGUCUCUAAUGAAGGCAAACUAGAGGCUAAUGCCUUAAAUGUUUGUAUAAUAAGCAAAUUACAAUACUCAGAAAGCCAGAUGUUGGUUUGCUAUUGUUUUCAGUCAAUGCGUAGUUGUAUUGUGAGGCCAUUGUGUCCAGUUUUCUACUGUACGAUGCAACACACAGACUGAUUCAUUGUUGCGUUC